AUGACUCUGUUUCUCACAGUUCCUCUUUCACUACUCACCCUUUUCAUCUUCUACACACUCUUCCAACGCCUCAGAUUCAAGCUUCCACCCGGUCCACGUCCCUGGCCGGUCGUCGGAAACCUUUACGACAUAAAACCGGUCCGGUUCCGGUGUUUCGCGGAAUGGGCCCAAUUCUACGGGCCGAUAAUAUCGGUUUGGUUCGGUUCGACUCUUAAUGUGGUUGUUUCGAAUACGGAAUUGGCAAAAGAGGUUUUGAAAGAGAAUGAUCAGCAGUUGGCGGACCGGCACAGAAGUCGGUCCGCGGCAAAGUUUAGUAGAGAUGGGAAGGAUUUGAUUUGGGCGGAUUAUGGACCUCAUUAUGUGAAGGUGAGGAAGGUUUGUACUUUGGAGCUUUUUUCACCAAAGAGAAUUGAAGCUUUGAGGCCUAUUAGAGAAGAUGAAGUUACUGCUAUGGUUGAAUCUAUUUUCAAUGAUUCUACCAAUCCUGAAAAUUUGGGGAAAGCUAUAUUGAUGAGGAAGUAUAUAGGGGCAGUUGCAUUCAACAACAUCACAAGGCUGGCAUUUGGGAAAAGAUUUGUGAACGCAGAAGGUGUAAUGGAUGAGCAAGGAGUAGAAUUCAAGGCUAUAGUGGCAAAUGGGUUAAAGCUAGGAGCAUCUCUAGCUAUGGCAGAGCACAUCCCUUGGUUGCGCUGGAUGUUCCCACUAGAAGAGGAAGCUUUUGCCAAGCACGGUGCUCGCCGAGACCGACUUACUCGAGCCAUCAUGGAUGAGCAUACACAGGCACGCCAGAAAUCCGGCGGUGCUAAGCAACAUUUUGUAGAUGCUCUUCUCACUUUGCAAGAUAAAUAUGAUCUUAGUGAAGACACCAUCAUUGGUCUCCUUUGGGACAUGAUAACAGCUGGGAUGGACACAACUGCAAUAUCAGUUGAAUGGGCCAUGGCUGAGUUGAUAAAGAAUCCAAGAGUGCAACAGAAGGCACAAGAGGAGCUAGACAAGGUCAUUGGUUUUGAAAGGGUCAUGACAGAAACUGACUUCUCAAGCCUCCCUUAUCUACAAAGUGUAGCCAAGGAAGCUCUAAGGCUGCACCCUCCAACACCAUUAAUGCUCCCACAUCGCGCUAAUGCAAAUGUUAAAAUUGGUGGCUAUGAUAUUCCCAAGGGGUCCAAUGUCCAUGUCAAUGUAUGGGCGGUAGCUCGUGACCCGGCUGUAUGGAAAAACCCAUUGGAGUUUAGGCCCGAGAGGUUUCUUGAAGAGGAUGUUGACAUGAAGGGCCAUGAUUUUAGGCUACUUCCAUUUGGAGCAGGCCGUCGGGUAUGCCCGGGUGCACAACUUGGAAUCAAUAUGGUGACAUCCAUGUUGGGUCAUCUAUUGCAUCAUUUCUGUUGGGCACCACCUGAGGGAGUGAACCCUGAGGAGAUUGAUAUGGCAGAGAACCCUGGAAUGGUGACAUAUAUGAGGACUCCAUUACAGGUUGUGGCUUCUCCUAGGCUUCCCUCAGACUUAUACAAACAUGUGCCAGCUGAUAUCUAA
This is a messenger RNA of Lathyrus sativus (Indian pea), 1530 nucleotides long. The record is from the annotation of a GenBank genome assembly. NCBI's taxonomy places the organism in Eukaryota, Viridiplantae, Streptophyta, Magnoliopsida, Fabales, Fabaceae.